Messenger RNA from Equus caballus (horse), 3368 nucleotides. It is a transcript of the gene GJC2, whose product is annotated as gap junction protein gamma 2. Gene Ontology annotation, biological process: cell-cell signaling. The record is from RefSeq and is a predicted model, not a curated record. Gene Ontology annotation, molecular function: gap junction channel activity. Lineage: Eukaryota; Metazoa; Chordata; Mammalia; Perissodactyla; Equidae. Gene Ontology annotation, cellular component: connexin complex.
GCUGGGGCUUCCGCAGCCCGAGCUUCGUGUCAAGGAGACCCAUGGGGGCUGCCUUGCCCGUGUCACUGGGUGGCUUCCCCACGGCUGGGCUGCUUCCUGCCUGGAGUCCAGGGGUGGGCAGGGAGCGGCUGGGGGAGAAAGGCCUGGGGCUGUGUCCUGCCUCAGCCAUCCCCCUCCUGGUCCUUGAGCUGGGCCAGGGUGGCUGAGGGACAGACAUUGCUGGCCCAGCAGGGGGCUGAGCCUGCAGAAAAUGGGCACUUGUAGGCCUGGCCCGGCCAGAUGCUCCAGGAGAGGCCAGUCCAGGGAGGACAUGGGGGCCUCUGGUCCUGGGCCAGGAGGCUGUGGGGUCCCUAAGGAGACUCCUCCAAGGGUCAGUGGGGCCACUCAUCCUCACAGGCCUUGCAGGGGCGUGCUGUGGUGCCCAUGGGCUGCCACUGCAUUUCUGGGCUCAAGAUGAUCCUGGGCCUGGACGGGAGGUGCCCUGUGUGCUAGAGCCUGGCCUGUUCCUUUGCCUCCCCAUGUGCCCCUCCAAGGCCGCUCGUCUCAGGCCAGAGCAGUGGGUGGGGUGGGGGGUGGGAGGCAGGGGCAUCUGCCCAGCCCUAGCUGGGGCUUCCUGUGCUAGGGCUCAGGAGGAUGGUGGAUACAGACAGGAGGCGGGCGGCCCAGGCGGAAACAGCCGGGGAGGCUGGGCCCCGUCCAACAGCCCAGAUGCACAGAGGAGGCUGGCGGGAGCUGAGCCUAGAUGUGGGAUGGUGGCAGAGGGAUGCUGGACAGCCCCCCAGGCCUGAGGGCAGGUGAAGUGGGGCCCCGCUGCCUCUGACCUGCUGUGCAGCUGGCGGAGGCAGCUUACUUCUCUGGGCCCUGUCCAGCCGCAGGGACAAUCAGGGAUUCAGACCCCAAGCCUUGAGGGGAACAAUGGAGCCUUGAAGGCCCUCCCUCCGCAUUGUGCUUGGUGGUGAGAGGUGGCCCGCGGCCGGACUCUGCGCUCAGCUGGGCGCACACCCUCGGGAGGACCAGUAUCCAGCCGGCAGGUGGAAGGGCUCAGAGAGACUCACACUUCCUGGCCUGGAAAAGGUCCUGUCCCCAGCCCCUAUGACCAACAUGAGCUGGAGCUUCCUGACGCGGCUGCUGGAGGAGAUCCACAACCACUCCACAUUCGUGGGCAAGGUGUGGCUCACGGUGCUGGUGGUCUUCCGCAUCGUGCUCACAGCCGUGGGCGGCGAGUCCAUCUACUCGGACGAGCAGACCAAGUUCAUGUGCAACACGCGGCAGCCGGGCUGCGACAACGUGUGCUACGACGCCUUCGCGCCCCUGUCCCACGUGCGCUUCUGGGUCUUCCAGAUUGUGGUCAUCUCCACGCCCUCCGUCAUGUACCUGGGCUACGCGGUGCACCGCCUGGCCCGCGCCUCGCUUCACGAGGGCCGCCGCGCGCCCCGCCGCCGCGCGCCGCCGCCGCCGCCCCCCAACCCCGGCUGGCCCGAGCCCGCUGGCCUGGCCGAGGAGGAGCCUAUGCUGGGCCUGGGCGAGGAGGACGAGGAGCCGGGGGUGGCCGAGGGGCUGGGCGACGAGGACGAGGCGGAGGACGUGAGCGCGGCCAAGGGCACGGGCGGGGACGCCAAGGGCGCGGGGGCCCCAGGCCCAGCUGGGCCCCACGACGGGCGGCGGCGCAUCCAGCGCGAGGGCCUGAUGCGCGUGUACGUGGCCCAGCUGGUGGCGCGCGCCGCCUUCGAGGUGGCCUUCCUGGUGGGCCAGUACCUGCUGUACGGUUUCGAGGUGCGGCCUUUCUUCCGGUGCAGCCGCCAGCCCUGCCCGCACGUGGUCGACUGCUUCGUAUCGCGGCCCACCGAGAAGACAGUCUUCUUGUUGGUCAUGUACGUGGUCAGCUGCCUCUGCCUGCUGCUCAACCUCUGCGAGAUGGCGCACCUGGGCCUAGGCAGCGCGCAGGACGCGGUGCGCGCCCGUCGUCCACCACCCACGGUCUCCGGCCCCGCGCCGCGCCCACCGCCCUGCGCGCUGCCCGCCGCGCCCGGCCUGGCCGGCCCGCCCGACUACAGCCUGGUGGUGCGCGCGGCGGAGCGCGCGCGCGCCCACGACCAGGACCUGGCUGGCCUGGCGCUGCAGGCGCUGCGAGACGGGCGCGCGCUCGGGGACCGCGACAGCCCGCCCUGCCCCGGCCUCCCCACGGCCGCCCGGGGGCCACCGAGGCCCGGCGCCCCCGCCUCCGGGUCGGGGAGUGCCACGUCGGGGGGCACGGGCGGCGGCCAGGGCCGGCCGGGCGCCAAGCCCAGGGCGGGCUCCGAGAAGGGUAGUGCCAGCAGCAGGGAGGGGAAGACCACCGUGUGGAUCUGAGGUCCCGCCCUCGCGGCUCUCCAACUCCCUCCGAGCCAGCGCUCGGGGUCGGAGCCCUGGGUGAAGGCUGGGGACUGGACGAGCUGGGCGCAGAGCACAACCAGCCCUCCGCCUCCUCCUCCUCCUCUUCCUCCUUGGCCCACCGCCUACCCUCCUGGGAGGACAAAGGCAGCCCUGCUCUGCGCCGCUGCCCCUCCCUCCUGAGCCCCCUCUCUGCCAGGAGAGGAGGGGGAGGGAGGCCUGGGAACCACAAAGGGUCUCCAGCUCUGAUCCAAAACCUGAGGGCGGGCGGCACAGUGGCUGGGGCACUGCCCACCCCCUUUCCCACGAGCCUCACUGAACCCUGGCCACGGCCUCAGGACAAGGGGUCUGGCCAGGCAGGGCUCCUCACCCCACAGCGCGCUCCCCAGCAGCAGCUCCUAUGUGAUGCCCAGGGGUGUCUGGCCAGGGCAUUGGGAAGUACUGUGUUUGUUCCCCCUCCCUGCAGCUAAGGGGGCUUCUCCCCAGCACCCACCCCCAGCUGGCGGUCUGGUUCCUGCAGAGCUGGAAGCAGUCCCAGGUCUUCCUCCUAGAAAGGGAAAACGAGGCCCUGGAGGUGGGACCCCAGUGCCCAGCCCGUCUGCACCUCCUCGUGGGUGGCUGUGCUGGGCCCAGAGCCGAGCUGCCUGGUCCUCCUCCGGCAACUGCGGGGGCCUGCGCUCUACUCAGUUCCCUGCCCAGACAGAACUGGGGCAAGGCCCUGGAGGGGCCUAGGGUGGACGGGUCCACGUCCUUUGAGACUCUGCGCCCACUGGGGCAGCCCUUUUCUCUGGGACACACUUGAAGUUCCGCCAAGACGCUAGCCACCUUGAGGGUGGUGGCCUUGUCAGGUGGUGGUCAGGGCUGUGGCUUUGCUGUGCUGGGGGACGACGCUCCGUGGCUCCCAGCUACGGCCUCUGUGCCUUCCAGCCCCCUCCCUAAUUCAGACACAGCAUCCAAAACAAAGGAAGUAAAAUAAAACUGACUUGUUUACGACCGUG